Molecule: messenger RNA, 998 nt
Organism: Anopheles bellator
Lineage: Eukaryota; Metazoa; Arthropoda; Insecta; Diptera; Culicidae
Product: protein midgut expression 1-like
Exons: 2
Coding region: 252-521 (89 amino acids)
Source: RefSeq, a predicted model, not a curated record
UGGCGGUAGAUUUUCAACACUCUCCAUUCUGUCCCUGGAACGACAUAAAAUUGGUUUUAGUGCUGCGGCUAGCCGGGAGUUGCUAAAAGAGCUCGUUUUCAGUCGCACAGUGUCACUAGAACCGAGGACAGCACCGGACAGCGUAAGCCCUAGCACCGAUAGUUAUCCGGAUCCAACGCUGAACACGGGCAAUAAUUGCGUAACUUCCGACCUGAGCUCACAGCCUACCUAGUGGAUCGUGCACCGAAAACAUGUGCUCUAUACUUGCAUGCUGUUGUGAUUGCGCGGCAACGAUUGCGUGUUGCUGCUGUACCUGCGCACUGCAGACGAUCUGCUGUACCGUCGGUAUUGCCCUCAUCAUCUGCUUGGCCGUCGGUCUGGGCGUUUACUUCGGUGUGUUCCACAACCGCGACUCGGACUCGGACUCGGAUACGAGAGCGGCCACACCGAGCAGUGUCCUGCUGAGGUCACUGAUGCCCGAAAGCUGGAGAGAUGACAAGGAUUCCCAGUGGAUAUACUGAUGCACCCCACUCAGACUACAUCCCCGGCCCGAAAGAACCGCUGUGUGUGUCUCUCUCUGUCUGUGAUACGUGUAAUUAGGCUAAGUUUGUGACGUCAAGUGAAGCCCGCUGUUUUCCGAUGCUCCGUUGUUCGAUCAUCACCACAAAAUCCAGGAACCAGUGAACAAUAAAUCGUUGUGGCCUACGGGCACCGUGUCGAACGUUGUGAGUCAACCCUUUCACAUAAAGAUAAACCCGUUCGACAAUGUUAUCGCCGGAACUGACAUCGUCAACACUGGAGAUAGCCGCUUAUCAGGUGUGGCUUGUCUGGAGAGCGAGAGUACUGUUUGAGCUGCUUUGCUAACGAAGGACUGACCGGAGGCUUCCUAUGAGUGUCAUACCUGAUCUGUGCGAAGUAGGAGUUCCGCUCUUCCGCUCAGCGUUCAGCGUUCAAAUUGUAGCACCUUUCACGGUGUAGUGACCCGGAAAAGAAUAUGU